Molecule: messenger RNA, 279 nt
Organism: Haemonchus placei
Lineage: Eukaryota; Metazoa; Nematoda; Chromadorea; Rhabditida; Trichostrongylidae
Source: the annotation of a GenBank genome assembly
AUGACCUAUUUAACGGUGGAGAACGGAGCUUUCGGAUUGUUGACAGUCAUCGAGAACAGAAUCGACAAUUUCUGGAAAGAAAAGCAGGCAACAACAGCUAAGAUCCCUAAUGAGUGGGUAAACAACAUCACAAUCCACUCGAUCGCCACCUUCAUGAAGGCGAACCGCGAUGUAUAUGGAGGCAGUUUCGGAAAAGUAAAUCUACGAGCUGCCGACGUGCUCUCUUCAAACGAGCAGGAUACUGUUCUUUCCGUAAGAUCCCAUCAUCAACCGCUCUGA